Molecule: messenger RNA, 1806 nt
Organism: Aspergillus candidus
Lineage: Eukaryota; Fungi; Ascomycota; Eurotiomycetes; Eurotiales; Aspergillaceae
Product: putative actin-related protein RO7
Exons: 1
Coding region: 256-1806 (516 amino acids)
Biological process (GO): microtubule-based movement
Source: RefSeq, a predicted model, not a curated record
GUUUGCUCUACAUCGCCGGUGGACUCUGAAAUCAUUCCCUGUCAAGGUCAAUUGUCGGUAGAGGAAGCAUGAGUUGUGCAUGGCCCCAUUGAUCACUCUGCGUCCCCGAUUCCCUUCGCGCGUCUGGACCUGAAUGUGGCAGGGACCGCUUCCGACUGACCGCGAUUUGCGAUCUUGACCAACCUUGACCACCUUUAUCGAAUCCCUUAUCGUCCUCAUAUACUCCGGAAUACUUUGUACCGUCUGGACGGCCCCAUGAGUUUCCGACAUAGCCAGUCCGGGCGACCAACCACGCCUAAUACCCCCCCGCAUCGCACCAACCACUCAUCCUUUGCCAGCUCGUCGUCGGCAAAUUCGUCGUUUCGUGGGGAGGAAGAUGCGAUCAUCCUGGAGAUAGGUUCGCGAUGGCUGCGGGCGGGGUUUGAAGGGGAGAGUGCGCCGAUGUGUGUCGUGGGAUGCGGUCCUGAGGACUCGCGCCGGGCGGGGGACUACCGAGGCUUUCUGCACACCACCCACGACGGGGUGACAGCGGCCUCAGGCUCCCAAGAUCCGGAGGACUGGGCGAGCGCUUAUGAGCUGUGGAAAAUGGAUUUACGUGACCUCGACCUUGGGUUGGUCGAGGAUCGCAUUGAGCGGACGAUCCGCGAGACAUACAACAAAUACCUCCUGACGGACGCCGGGACGUCGCGGCUCGUCUUAUCCUUGCCCUCGGUGAUGCCGUACCCGUUACUCUCCGCACUCCUGUCGUCUCUCUUCAGCCGGUGGCGCUUCCCGAGCAUCACCCUCUUACCGACGCCGGCCAUGGCGGUCCUGGCAGCUGGGCUGCGGUCCGCCCUCGUGGUCGACAUUGGAUGGGCGGAGACCGUGGUGACGGGGGUCUACGAAUACCGAGAAGUGGCGACGAAACGGAGCACGCGCGCUACAAAGCGCCUACUGCAGGAGACGGGGAAGAUGCUGACGGCGCUCUCCCCCAAAGGCACCGCACCGCCCCGACCCGCGAAUGAGAUAUCGGCCGACUUUGAACUAUGUGAAGAGGUGGUGAGUCGAUUUGCCUGGGCAAGGCCUCGGGGGGACGACCCCGAACUCUCGUCCGUCCUCCAGAAGACCGUCUCGAUCCCAUGCCCGUCCAGCCCUUCCACCUACAUAGACGUCCCCUUUGCCAAAUUCGCCAGCCCCGUGGGAGAUGUGUUCUUUGCGGACGGCGUCGCGGAGAACCAACUGGACGACGAGGAAAAAUCGCUGCCGCUCCUGGUCUACCACGCGCUUCUGGCGCUGCCCCCGGAUGCGCGUGGCCUCUGCAUGUCCCGCAUCGUGUUUGUCGGGGGCGGGUCCCACGUCGCGGGGAUCCGAUCGCGGGUCCUGGCCGAGGUCGCGUCUCUGCUCGAUCAGUACGGGUGGAGCGCCGUCCGCGGCCAGGCGAUCGAGAAGCAACGGCAGCAGCUGCAACGACUGAGUCUCGCCCCCCGCGCAACCUCCCCGGCCCAUGGCACCGAGAGCCCGGCUGUCGCGGAGGAGGAGAUCGACCCGGUCGAGCAGAAGCUCCAGCGGAACAAGGACAAGGACAGCCAGCCCCCGGUUCAGGGCGUCCUACGCGAGGUGGAAUCCCUGGGCGCGUGGGCGGGGGCCAGUCUCGCGACGAGCCUUAAGAUUCGCGGGGUGGUGGAGAUCGAGCGGGAGAAGUACCUGCAACACGGACUGGCGGGGGCCAGUCGGGAUCUCGAGUCCCACGGACAUGUCCCCGAUCGACGGUCGGGACUGCGCGCGGGUGGGGAUCGGUCGAGUUGGACAUUGGGGGGAUGGGGAUAA